ACAGACAGAACUCGGCAGGACCACCUGCAAGUUCACCAGUAAUAACAACGAAACCGUUGGAAUGUGCAAGGAGCUUUAUGGAUACUGGAAAGCUUAGGAAUCAACUACAAACUCACACAGAGUGGGAAAGAUAUAAAUGUUUGAAGUGUGGAAAGAGCUUCACUAGAUAUAGAAUGCUUAGAAUGCAUCAUCAAACUCACAUUGGAGAAAAGACAUUUAAAUGCAUGGACUGUGGCAAGAGCUUUCGCAAGAACUAUGAUUUUACUGUGCAUCAGAGAACCCACACAGGAGAGGAACCAUUUAAAUGCACGGAGUGUGGAAAGAGCUACAAAGUUCAUCAAAGAUUUAAAAUACAUCAGCGAACUCACACAGGGGAAAGACCAUAUAAAUGUAUGGAGUGUGGAAAAAGCUACAGAGAUGGCCGAUACUUGAAAAUACAUCAGCAAACGCACACAGGGGAGAAACCAUUUAAAUGCAUGGAGUGUGGAAAGUGUUUUGCUGUAAAGGGAAGCCUUAGAAAACAUAAACAAAUCCAUACAGGGGGAACUCCAUUCAAAUGUAUGGAGUGUGGAAAGAGCUUCAGGCAGAGUAGAGCACUUAUAAUUCACCAACAAACUCAUACAGGAGAAAAGACAUUUAAAUGUACAGAGUGUGGAAAGAGCUUUAGUUUUAAAAGUAGCCUUAGAAAACAUCAACGAACUCACACAGGAGAAAAACCAUAUAAAUGUAUGGAGUGUGGAGAGAGCUUCAGUCAUCAUGGAAAACUUACAAGACAUCAACAAACUCACACAGGAGAAAAACCAUAUAAAUGUACGGAGUGUGGAAAGAGCUUUAGUUGUAAUAGUAGCCUUAGAAUACACCAACGAAAUCACACAGGAGAAAAACCAUAUAAAUGUAUGAAGUGUGGAAAGAGCUUUAGUUGUAAUAGUAGCCUUAGAAGACACCAACGAACUCACACAGUAGACAAACCAUAUAAAUGUAUGGAGUGUGGAGAGAGCUUCAGUCAUAAUGGAAAACUUACAAGACAUCAACAAACUCACACAGGGGGAAAACCCUAUCAAUGUAUGGAGUGUGGAAAGAGCUUUAGUUUUAAUAGUAACCUUAAAAGACAUCAAUCUACUCACUCAAAGGAAAAACCAUUUGAAUGUAUGCAGUGUGGAAAGAGCUUCACUGAUAGGGGAUACCUCAGAAAACAUGAGCUGAUUCACACAGCGGAAAAGCUAUUUAAAUGUAUGGAGUGUGGAAAGAGCUUCAGUGCAAGCGGAAAACUUACAAGACAUCAACGAAUUCACACAAGAGGAAAACCAUAUCAGUGUAAGAAGUGUGGGAAAAACUUCAAAUUUAGCAGAACACUUAAUAUUCACCAUCAAAUUCACAAUGGGGAAAAUCCAUAUAAAUGUAUGUGUGGAAGUUGCUUCUAUGAAAAUGCAAAGCUUAAAGUACAUCAACGAACUCACACAGGGGAAAAACCAUAUCAAUGUAUGGAGUGUGGAAAGAACUUCCGGGAGAGUGGACACCUCAAAAGUCAUCAACUAGUUCACACAGGAGAAAAGCCAUUUACAUGUAUGGACUGUGGAAAGAGCUUUAGUCAUAAUAGUGCCCUUAGAAAACACCAACGAACUCACACAGGGGAAAAACCAUAUCAAUGUAUGGAGUGUGGAAGGAGUUUCAGUUGUGGCUCAAAACUUACUUUGCAUCAUCAAACUCACACAGGAGAAAAACCAUAUCAAUGUAUGGAGUGUGGAAGGAGUUUCAGUUGUGGCUCAAAACUUACUUUGCAUCAUCAAACUCACACAGGAGAAAAACCAUUUAAAUGUAUGGAGUGUGGAAAAAGCUUCAGUUUUAGAAGGGACCUUAGAAUACAUCAAUGGACUCACACAGGAGAAAAACCAUUUAAAUGUAUGGAGUGUGGAAAAAGCUUCAGUUUUAGAAGGAACCUUAGAAUACAUCAAUGGACUCACACAGGGGGGAAACCAUUUAAAUGUAUGGAGUGUGGGAAAAGCUUCAGUCAGAGUGGGAACCUUAGAAUACAUCAAUGGACUCACACAGGAGAAAAACCAUUUAAAUGUAUGGAGUGUGGAAAAAGCUUCAGUUUUAGAAGGAGCCUUAGAAUACAUCAAUGGACUCACACAGGAGAAAAACCAUUUAAAUGUAUGGAGUGUGGAAAAAGCUUCAGUUUUAGAAGGAACCUUAAAAUACAUCAAUGGACUCACACAGGAGAAAAACCAUUUAAAUGUAUGGAGUGUGGGAAAAGCUUCAGUUUUAGAAGGAAGCUUAGAAUACAUCAAUGGACUCACACAGGAGAAAAUCCAUUUAAAUGUAUGGAGUGUGGAAAAAGCUUCUGUGAUAGUAGUAGCCUAAAGAUACAUCAUCGAAUUCACACAGGAGAAAAACCAUUUAAAUGUAUGGAGUGUGGAAAGCGCUUUGUUCAGAGUUCACAACUUAAUGCACACCAUCAAAUUCACACAGGAGAAAAACCAUUUAAAUGUAUGGAGUGUGGAAAAAGCUUCAGUAUUGGAUAUAAGCUUAGAAUGCAUCAACAGACUCACAGAAGGAAAAAGCCAUUUAAAUGUAUGGAGUGUGGAAAAAGCUAUAGUUCCAAAUAUACCCUUAGAAUACAUGAACAAAACCACACAGUUGAAAAACCAGGUUAUUGUAUGGUGUGGAAAGACUUUCAGUAGGGUUGCCAUAGUUCAAGAAGUAAAAAAUCUGGAUGCAAAAACCUU
This is a messenger RNA of Lacerta agilis (Sand lizard), 2726 nucleotides long. Its product is annotated as zinc finger protein 850-like. The transcript is spliced from 2 exons. Bases 78 to 2681 code for a protein of 867 amino acids. The record is from RefSeq and is a predicted model, not a curated record. Lineage: Eukaryota; Metazoa; Chordata; Lepidosauria; Squamata; Lacertidae.